UGACAAAGUGGAGACUGAUGCAACUUCACAUUUUAGAAAGAGCAUGUCAAACCCGCUGCACCUAAAGUAGAAACUAAAGCAGAAACAACCAGCAAAGCAGCGGCUGCACCAAAGCUAACUGCGUUGCAACAAAAGAUGAAGGAUAAACUUUCUGGAUCUAGAUUUAGAUGGCUUAAUGAACAGCUCUAUACAACUCCCGGAGACGAGUCAUUUACCUUAUUCCAAGAGAAGCCAGAAUUAUUUGAACAUUACCAUGCAGGUUUCCGACAUCAAGUCGAGUCAUGGCCAACAAAUCCAGUCGAUGUCAUGAUUGAAUAUCUGCAAUCUUUACCAACAAGCACUGUCAUUGCGGACAUGGGUUGCGGCGACGCAAAAAUUGCUCAUACUUUGACAAAACACAAGGUUCUUAGCUUUGACUUGGUAGCGAAGAAUGAUAAGGUCGUGGCGUGUGAUAUAGCAAAGCUUCCUCUUCCAAAGGACUUUGUUGAUGUUGUUGUUUUCUGUCUUUCAUUGAUGGGAACAAACUAUGUUGAUUUUAUACGAGAGGCUCAUCGCGUGCUAAAGGAAGGCAGCGAGCUGAAGAUUGCAGAGGUCAUCAGUCGCUUUAGUGAUGUGGAUGCCUUUAUUGAGCUUAUGGACGAACUUGGCUUUGAGUUUAUGGACAAGGACGAUUCAAACAAGAUGUUUAUACUUCUUGAUUUCGUAAAGAAGCCAAGCUAUGAGGGAGGAGUCGAUGCCGAAGAUAGUGAGGUGCUCAAAGGUCUUAAUAUGAAGCAGAAGAAGGCAUUGAAGAAGGGACUAAGUGGUGGAAAGUCAGCGAAUGCCAAUAACAUUGCCCGUAAAGCUAAAGAUUUGCUGAAGCCAUGUUUGUAUAAGAAACGAUAGAAAUAAAAUAAAAUAUUCGAUUCCUCAAGCAAAGGAUUUAUUCUC
Molecule: messenger RNA, 930 nt
Organism: Umbelopsis ramanniana AG
Lineage: Eukaryota; Fungi; Mucoromycota; Umbelopsidomycetes; Umbelopsidales; Umbelopsidaceae
Exons: 4
Coding region: 136-885 (249 amino acids)
Biological process (GO): rRNA methylation; ribosomal large subunit biogenesis
Cellular component (GO): nucleolus
Molecular function (GO): rRNA (adenine) methyltransferase activity
Source: RefSeq, a predicted model, not a curated record